Selaginella moellendorffii is the source of this 981-nucleotide messenger RNA. RefSeq names its product calcium/calmodulin-dependent protein kinase type 1. Gene Ontology annotation, molecular function: protein serine/threonine kinase activity; ATP binding. Gene Ontology annotation, biological process: mitotic DNA damage checkpoint signaling; protein phosphorylation. The record is from RefSeq and is a predicted model, not a curated record. Gene Ontology annotation, cellular component: cytoplasm; nucleus. Bases 1 to 981 code for a protein of 326 amino acids. NCBI's taxonomy places the organism in Eukaryota, Viridiplantae, Streptophyta, Lycopodiopsida, Selaginellales, Selaginellaceae. The transcript is spliced from 2 exons.
AUGGCGCUCGAGGAUGGCGAGUUUAGAGAUGACGAGUGUGGCGAGCUUCUCAAGUGGUACAUCAGACACGAGAAGUUGGGGCAUGGAGGACAGGGCCAAGUCUACUUGCUGAGUGACGCAGCCCGCAACCGCCAUAGGUACGCAGGAAAGAUGUUUAAGUUGGAGAGUUGUGCCGAGAGGGAGACUAGGAUCUUGGACAAGCUUCGCCCCAUUCCUGGAGUUGUCUUCCUCCAUGGGCUGAGGAGGGAGAGGAAGGUUGGCGGGCGUUGCUUUGGGACGAUGGUCAUGGAACUUUGUGGCCCUAGCCUGCGCGAUCUAGCGAUGAAAGGGCCACUGAGGGAGGAGGAGGUAGCCGAGAUCGUUAAGGAGCUCGCUGAGACACUCAAGGGCGUCCACUCGAGUGGUGUUGUCCAUCGCGAUCUCAAGCUGGAGAACGUUUUCACCAAGCUGCAAGAUGAAAGCACGAUCAGGCCAGUGAUUGGGGAUUUUGGAGUGGCGACCGACGAUGCCAGAGAGAUGAGCCAGAGCUGCGGGACUGAGAAGUACAUGGCUCCCGAGCUUAUCUUUGUCGAGAGAUAUGGGCUGUCUUACACGAAGGCGGUGGAUGUUGGAGUGAUCGCAUACGAACUCCUCAAGGGCUAUCAGCGAUCGAACCUGGAGAUGCAUUUGCUGCGCGAGGGGGAGUUCCAGUGGCCUGCCAAUCUGUCACCAGAGGCGAAAAAUCUGAUUAUGGGCAUGCUGGACUUGGAUCCCAGGAAGAGAUUGACACUAGACCAAAGGCUGAUGCUGUUGCUACUGCUCGAGUCCAAGGACAAGGGCAAGGACGUGGUUGUGGCCAUAAUGUUCGCUGCUAAGCAUGUGAUGAAGUUAGUCAUACUUAUUAAUAUUGUCGGCAUUUUCCGGAUUAGUGACUUCCAUUUCCUGGCUGGAGACUUUGGCGUCAGCAAUGUCCCGUUGGUGCUGCUACAGUGGAAGGUUUGA